Messenger RNA from Pantherophis guttatus, 2292 nucleotides. Lineage: Eukaryota; Metazoa; Chordata; Lepidosauria; Squamata; Colubridae. The record is from RefSeq and is a predicted model, not a curated record.
AUGGGCGUAUUACUUGGAACCCUGACGCUUCAUAGGUUCCUGAGAAAUUUCAAACAUCACAAUAUUUCCAGAGAUGGGAUUUCUUUUGAUGAAAAUGGAGUUCCUGUUGGUGACUUUGAUAUCAUGCAGUGGACAUCCGUUUUGAACAAAUCAGUUGCGGGGAUGAAAAUUGGGAAUGUAGAAAAACAAGCCUCCUCGGAAGUCAAGAUUUCUGUCAAUCAAAGUGCCGUCCAAUGGCCAACUUUAUUUAACAAAAUGGUGCCUUAUUCAAGAUGUACAGAAAGUUGCUCCCCAGGUUAUGCCAAGCUUGUGAGAGAGGGAGCCCCAGUUUGCUGCUAUGAUUGUUCUCUGUGUAUGGAAGGAACAUUCUCUGGGCAAGAAGAUGCAGCCGAUUGUGAAAAGUGUCCAGAUGACCAGUAUUCCAAUAAGAAGCGAGAUCAGUGUGUCCCCAAAAAUAUAAGCUUCUUAUCCUAUCAAGAAUCGUUGGGACUCAUCCUGGCUCUCUUUGCCAUCGCUUUGUCCCUAACCACCGCCUUUAUUCUGGGAAUCUUCAUGAAAUACCGAGACACUCCCAUAGUCAAAGCCAACAACUGUGAACUCACCUACAUUCUCCUGGUUUCACUCCUGCUUUCUUUCUUGACCUCCCUUCUAUUCAUCGGUCGCCCCGUGAAAAUGACCUGUCUCCUUCGACAAACCAUUUUCAGUGUUGUUUUCUCAGUUGCUGUGUCUUCCUUGCUGGCCAAGACUGUCAUGGUGGUGGUGGCCUUUCUGGCCACAAAGCCAGGCAGCAGCAUGAGGAAAUGGCUGGGGAAGAGUCUGGCCAACUCUAUUGUUUUAUCCUGCUCUGGUAUUCAAGUAGGCCUCUGUAUGAUGUGGCUGGGAGUCUUUCCCCCAUUCCCAGAUUCUGACUUUCAUUCCCAACCAGAACACAUCCUGCUGCAGUGCAAUGAAGGCUCUGUCACCAUGUUCUACUCUGCUCUUGGCUACAUGGGUUUUUUGGCUGCCAUCUGUUUCUUGGUGGCAUUUCUGGCUCGAAAUCUGCCAGGGGCCUUUAAUGAAGCCAAACUGAUCACCUUCAGCAUGUUGGUUUUUUGUAGCGUUUGGAUCUCCUUUGUUCCCACUUAUCUGAGCACCAAGGGGAAAUAUAUGGUAGCUGUGCAGAUCUUCUCCAUCCUGGCCUCUGGCCUGGGUUUACUGGGCUGCAUCUUUAUCCCCAAAUGCUACAUUAUUAUCCUGAGACCUGACAUGAACACCAAAGAACAUCUCAUGAUAAAAAAUCAUUAAGGUUCCUUGUGUUGGUGUUUAUUUUUGUACAGUUUACAUGCAGCAUAAAAUCACAUACUUUGAAGUAAUGUUUUGUUUGUUGUCAUUUAUCUUUCUUCAUUCCAUGUGAAUUUUGAAUUAUAAUAAUUAAGUAUUAAAGUGGCUAAAACAACUCAAACUAUUUGAAAUAAUCAUAUCCUUCAAUUGUCCUAAUCUGAAUUCAUAUUAUGACAUUAAUAAAAUUUCUGAAACCAAGCCAUAUAAACUGUGACCAGAGAUGUUCUGAUACAAUUUUAGAUUAAAUUAAAGACUAUGGCUAAUGAUGAUGUAUGUUUUUGUUACUAUAUAGGUUGGUUUUCUGGUGUUAUAUUUUAUUUUCUGGGUGAUGUUCUGAUUUUUUUUAAAAAAAUAGUUAAUUUGAAAUAUAUAUUUGAUUAAUCUCUUCUGGCUGGAUAAUGUAAGGUUACUCAGAGAUAGAUAAAUGAGAUAGCUAGAUGGGAGAUAUUGGGAAAGAUAAAAACAGAGACACAGAUAACAUUCUAUAUAUUGAGAAUAGAUAAAAUAUCAACAUGGGACAAAUUAUUAUUUUUGACAGUCUUCAAUCAAAAGAAAAAUAUGUACAACUCUGAAUGAUUUGGGGGGAAAUUCAUGUAGACACCUAAUGUGACAAUGAAGGUAUGCUUAUGAAUAUUAAAAUUGAUUCCUGUUUUUUAUCCAUGUCCAUAUCCAUUUCCAUUUCCAUUUCCAUAUAGUGUGGGUGUGUGGGUGUCCUGCCAACGUAGCAAUUAAAAAACAUGUAAAUGCAAAGAGAUAAAUAGGUACCAUUUUAGUGGGAAAGUAACCAUGUUCCGUGCAUCUUCAGUGCAUAGUCAUACCAGCCACAUGACCAUGGAAGCAUCUUCAGAUAAAGGCUCUUCAUUUGUGAAUCAAAGAUGAGCACCGCCCCUUGGGUUGGUCAUGACUGACAGGGGAAAUCUUUACCUAUACCCACUUAAACCUUUACCUAUAAAUAUAUAAAGUUGUUUUUGU